AUGGAGAGCCUUUUCUACUGCUACCCUCUUGCACUUGUUCUGAUGCAAUGCUGUUUCAUUACUGUCACUUCCACAGCCAUGAUAAGAACAGACGUUACAACCGAUCGAUCUGCUCUUUCGGCCCUCAAAGCCCACAUCACUUCAGAUCCUCUCCAAUUCUUGUCAAAGAACUGGUCUUCAAAUGCUGCUGCAGCCUCUUCUGUUCGUGACUGGAUAGGAGUCGAGUGCGGCUCUCGGCACCAGAGAGUGACGGCUUUGAAUAUUUCAAGCAUGGGACUUGCAGGCACCGUUCCUCCAGAAGUGGGGAACCUCUCUUUUCUUGUUUCUCUUGACAUGGGAAGCAACUACUUCCAUGGCAAUCUGCCCCAUGAGUUGUCAGGCUUACGCCGCCUCAAGUUCAUCAGUUUAAGCUCCAACAACUUCACUGGGGCCAUUCCAAUGUGGUUUGGUCACUUUCCAGAACUUCAAGUCUUGGCUUUGUACAACAACGAUUUUACUGGCCUAAUUCCUUCUUCAAUCUCUAACCUGUCAAAACUCAAACAUCUGGAUUUUAGGGGAAAUUCCCUGAGACGGAAGAUUCCUGAACAGAUUGGGAACCUCCAGAGCUUGAACUUUCUGAAUCUUGAAAUCAAUCAGCUCACUGGUUCCAGACCCUUGUCCAUCUUCAACAUCUCAACCAUGGAAAAAGUUGGAUUCACUUGUAACAACUUAUCUGGAACUCUUCCUGUUGAUCUUUGCCAUCAUCUUCCAAAUCUCAGAAGGAUUGCUCUAUCUUUCAACCUGAUACAUGGUCAAAUCCCAUCAAGUUUAUCUCAAUGUUCACAACUUGAGAUACUGUCACUCUCGGGCAACAAUUUCAGUGGAUCCAUACCAAAAGAAAUUGGAAACUUAGAGAUGCUUGAGGGCUUAUACCUCGGAACCAACAAUUUACAAGGUACAUAUUGGUGCUGA
This is a messenger RNA of Coffea arabica (coffee), 951 nucleotides long. The record is from RefSeq and is a predicted model, not a curated record. Lineage: Eukaryota; Viridiplantae; Streptophyta; Magnoliopsida; Gentianales; Rubiaceae.